This is a messenger RNA of Chiloscyllium plagiosum (whitespotted bambooshark), 2713 nucleotides long. NCBI's taxonomy places the organism in Eukaryota, Metazoa, Chordata, Chondrichthyes, Orectolobiformes, Hemiscylliidae. The record is from RefSeq and is a predicted model, not a curated record.
CUGAGUUUCCCUCAGAAAUAUCUGCAUCUGCAGAGCCUUAAACGCAGCUCUAACUACGCACUACACAUGAGGAAUUUGUAAUGUACUUUUGGAACUGUCACUGCAUAUCGCCCUGCCCACAGCUCGAAGUCACUUGGACUGCGUUGUGUGUAUGAGCAGUCCACCACACGUCAAUCAAUCUACCCUCAGCCUGAUUCCAGUUUAUGUCCCGUGUUCAGGGCAGUGCGAACAGAUGGAGAGAAGCAACAACUCAGAGAACAAUGUGUGAGUCUGAGAGAGACCCAGGGACUUGGUAAAUAAUUAAGGGUGACAGAGAGGAAGCAGAGCCGGGUUCACUGUAAACUCGUAUAGAAGAAGCUACAUUCUUUGAUUUCAGAGUGAGGUGGUGAAAGUAUUUCACCCAGUAUUUCCAACAAAGUAAAAAGGAAUUAUCAAGUUAAUAAAGUGCUGGAGUUGAAUUAAAACACCGCGUUUUAUUCAGUUUGAAAUGAAGCGCAAUCACAGAUUUUCCGAUGCGAUCAGACCUGCUGAGUUUCUCAAGCAAUUUCUGCAUCCGCAGUUCUUAGGGUUUUUUUUUCAUUAUCUUGCUCGUCAUUUCAAUGAUUGGUGAGAUAUUUUUAGCUCUCUCGUGUAUUUCACAGGUGAAUUACAGACUCAUCUUUAAUAUUGUUACAGCACUGUCAGAUUAACAGUUUAUUGAAGCAACAGUGUGUGAAGCAGAACUGGGACAGUUUUCGAACCUAGCUGGCGUACUAAAGAAUUGAACAGAAGCAAAAACCGAAGAUGGAUCUGAAACAUUAACCUUCUCUCUUCGUCCGCACAGGCUGCCCGAGCUGCUGAGUCUUGCCAGCAUUUUCUGUCGGUGUUUGAGGGAUUGUUCAGUGUCACACCGGAUUGUUGUAGCACACCACAGUGCCUGGGUUGGCACCGUGAUCCCAGCUGCUCUUUCUCCGACCCUGCCUUCCCGAUGGGUUUGAAAGAGGAAUGUUAUAAAGCCUGUCUGGAGGAAUUGUGGACACAAAGUCGACGCUGAUAAAUAAUGAUACCAGGCACCCAGUGGAUAAGUAGUCAACAUCUGCAGUUUUGUUUUGUCUCUAACCCAAUGGUUAAGGGCAAUAUGGUUCUUGUGGUACAGUGGUAGUGUCCUUACUUGUUAGCUAGGACGCCUUGGUAUAAAUCCCACUUCCUCCAGAAAUAUGUAAUAAUAUCUCUGAUUAGGGGAAAAAAUCUGGAUCAGGAAAAUAACCUGUGGAAUGAAGAUGCUCCUGAUUGGAUUACAGAGACUGCCAUUUUAGGAUGAAUUCCUGGUAUCUCUCUCUCUCUUCACGUAUUCCCCUGGACGAUAAAAUUCUUUUAGAACCAGCUUUUGAAAAUAACAAACAAAAAUUAAACAGUACCCAACACAGAUAAAAUAAAACUUCUAUCUCCUCAAUGUGAAAAUGCUGGUUUCAGUGUUCCACUUAUUUACACUGUGUGUGACAGAGAUCUCAGCCAUAUCCAUGACCAUCAUUAAUGCAACUACAGGUGAACAGGUUCUGUUUCCUGUGCCUAUCCAUUGUGGAGCUCAGUAUGAAGUAACAUUUCUAUCAAAAUCACUAAUUAUUGCUAAACUUGCUUCAUGGGGAAUGAAGACAUUUCACAAACAUACAUUGUAUGAAAACAGAUUGCAAAGACACACAAAUGACUCUCUGGUACUGCAGAAUGUGCAGAUUAAUGACACAAAAGUGUAUGGAAUACAAAUCGAAUGCUAUGAUACAGUAGUGAUGCCGAUGAAGGAAACAGUAUUUGAUUUGCGAGUGUUUGAGCCAGUUUCAAAGCCUUCAAUGACAAUGUAUUGUUCACUUACAAGUGUCAACCUCAACUGCUCCGUCUCCAAGGGAACAAAUGUCACAUUAUACUGGGAAGAACAAUCUUUGUCUGGAACCAUCCAUAGAAUCUAUGAUGGAGCUAAAUUGGUGAUAAAUUAUGUCCAUGAACAGGACCAAUACAAGUACAAAUGUGUAGCACAGAAUCCAGUUAGCAAUGCAACCAGUGACCUACAGAUACUAGAGAUGUGUAAUGGCGAUAUUUCUAAAGUUCAGAGACUGACCUGGACAACUCGCAAUUUUUGUGCAUCAAUAUUGCUGUUAGCCUUGAUUGUAAUUGCAUACAUCUGCUACAACGUGAUCAUCUGUGAUAAAAGAGGCAGAAUCAACAAUUGACAACACUGCACACAUUGAUGAGGUCCUUUACAACUUGGCAGAUUUGAGUGUGGAAAGAGCCAUAGCUCCAGUGUAACUAUUCCAACUUCACUUUUUGAUGUUACACUUCCUACCUGCUUCUUGACUAUCUCACAGUUUUAUGCCUCCAUGCAAGUUUACAGAUUACCUGUGGAGUGACGUGCCAAGCUACAAAGGAAAGCAUCACUGUAAGGAAUUGCUUAUAUUCAUAUCAACGCAUUUGAGGCAAUGUGUAUAUAGCUAUUGGGCGAUGUGCUGCAGUGAUAGUGUCUCUACCUCUAGACUAGGAGACCUGGGUCCAAAAUGUAUAAUAACAUCUCUGAGCAGGUUGAUUGGGAAAUACCAAUAACAGUUGGAUUAGUCUAAGGAGGACACGUGAUUUUUUAAAAAAGAUUAUGCAUUUAAUUCAGAAGGUAUUUCUGUUGUGGCAAUUUUAAUUCAUAUGUAAUUUCUAGAUGUUUCUAUGUUUAAAUUCUGAUGUUAUUUUCUAAUGU